Molecule: messenger RNA, 3534 nt
Organism: Helianthus annuus (common sunflower)
Lineage: Eukaryota; Viridiplantae; Streptophyta; Magnoliopsida; Asterales; Asteraceae
Product: pentatricopeptide repeat-containing protein At5g66520-like
Exons: 3
Coding region: 205-1842 (545 amino acids)
Biological process (GO): RNA modification
Molecular function (GO): RNA binding; protein binding
Source: RefSeq, a predicted model, not a curated record
UGAAUCGAAUUGAGUAGGCUUUAGUUUGAAUUCAAAUUCAAGAGAAAAUAAAAGUUAUUCAAAUAAUUCGAAAAUUCGAUAUUCGAUUCGAUGAAAACCCCUCCACCGCACGGAAACCCAUCCAUGUUAGCAAAUUGUGGUGAAGAAGCUCGGGAUCUCAUCAUAUGUAUUCAUACAUUAGCUUGAUUUUCCACUGAAAAACCAAUGUCGAUGAUGGAAUCACGCAGUUUUUUGAAAUCAAUCACCCGCUUAUUAUCAAACUGCAACAAUAUGAAAAACCUGAAACAAAUCCAUUCCCAAAUCAUCACCUCACCACACUUAUCCCAAUUCGAUAAACUCUUCCUCAUUUCUCGACUCAUCUUCUUCUGUGCACUCUCCGAUUCCGGAUCUCUCGCUUACGCUUCUCGUGUAUUUCAAACCACCCACAACCCCAAUCUCCCUAUCUACAACGCCAUGAUCAGAGCAUACUCUUCCAAUUUCAGACACAAACACCAAAACCCACAAUCCCUUAUUCUGUAUAAGCAAAUGCUGGUGAAUAACAUUGUACCAGAUGGUAUUACGAUCCCUUUUGUAUUGAAAGAGUGUGUGAAUAGACUUGAUUUUGUUGUGGGUCGAAGUGUGCAUGCUCAUUGUGUUAAGUUUGGGGUGCAAGACGAUGUGUAUGUGGGGAAUUCGGUGAUUGGUUUGUAUGUUGGUUGUGGGGUUUUGGAAUGUGCACGUAAGGUGUUUGAUGAAAUGCCUGAGAGGGAUGUUGUGUCUUGGAAUUUGAUUAUUGGUGGGUGUUUGAGAUGUGGGGAGGUUGAUGUGGCGCGGGAGUUGUUUGUUAGGAUGGAUGAGAGGAAUGUUAUUAGUUGGAAUUCGGUGAUCGCUGGGAUGGUUCAGGUGGGUAGGGCGAAGGAGGCGGUUGAGUUUUUUCAUGAAAUGGUUGUGGUAAGUGAGGAUGAUGUGGUUUCGGUUUAUCCGGAUAAGAUGACCUUAGCUAGUGUUGUUUCGGCUUGUGCGUCGUUAGGGUGGCUUAAGCAUGGGAAGUGGGUGCAUGGUUACAUGUUAAGAAACGGGAUAGAGUGUGACGUGGUGGUAAAGACGGCACUGGUGGAUAUGUAUGGGAAAUGUGGAAAUGUACGUUUGGCGGAAAGGGUUUUUAAAGAUAUCCGUAAGAAGGAUGUUUUAGCUUGGACGGCGAUGAUAUCAGUUUAUGCUCUUCACGGGCAUGGCAACGAGGCGUUUGAUCUUUUUGACAAGAUGGUUGCGUGUGGUGUGAGGCCUAACGCGGUAACAUUUGGUGCAUUAUUGACGGCAUGUGCUCACUUGGGUUUAGUAGAUAGGGGUCGUUGGUAUUUCAACAUGAUUACAACAAGUGUUUACAUGAUUGAACCAACGGUCCAACAUUAUGCUUGCAUGGUUGAUAUCCUAGGUCGUGCUGGACUAUUUGAUGAAGCUGAACGGCUAAUUACUAAUAUGCCCAUGGACCCGGAUGUUUUUGUGUGGGGAGCAUUACUAGGAGCAUGUCAAAUGCAUGGGAAUGUGGAGCUUGGAGAGAAGGUGGCCAAACAUUUGAUUCGUUUGGAGCCUCUAAAUCAUGCUUUUUAUGUCGCGUUAUGUGAUAUACAAGCUAAGGCUGGUAAAUUUGAUGAUUUGGGAAAUACUAGGGUUCUUAUGAAUGAAAGAGGAAUUAAGAAAGAUACACCCGGCAACAGCCUGAUUGAAGUUAAUGGAAAUUUUUAUGAGUUUUCAAUAAAAGGAUCGGCUGACAUCAUGAUGGAGAAGAUUAAGAGUUUACUAAAUCAGUUAAGUAAAGAGAUUAAGGUAGACCAGGAUACAUUGCUCAUACUCAAGGGUUAGUAAAGGCGAGAAAAAGCAACAAGGGGUAUAUUUGUCUUUUUCUUUAACGGCCUUUUCGAUUAUAUCGCCAUGAUUGCCAAGAAGCACCGCACCUUCUGUUUUGUUACACACAGUGAAGUCUAUAUCACCGAUCCUAUUAGAGGGCUUGUUCAUAUAGACGAAUUUCGGAGGCAACUAUUAAUCUAAUGUUCAAUCGAAGCACAGGGUCACCACAAAAUUGAUAAUGGGCGAUCUUUUUGGAAAUGGGAUUUUCGCGACACCAGCGGAAGCGUGCAAGUUUAGAGUUCUCCACUAAAGUUAUAAGGGUGUCCGGGGCGUACUCGGUAACCCCCUUCGGUGAGCGCCUUCCCCGAUCGGGAACACCGCCGCCAACGUUGCGGGGACCCGAAUCGAUGAGGGAGAACGGUGGUGGUUCAACGAGAGCGGUGAGGGAGAAAGGUGGUGGGCCCCAUAUUUCCAGCCAAUCAAACCAUUUUCUUUGUUUUUUUUUUUUUUUUUUUUUUGAAUAAAAAAAUAAGGGGAGUUAAGAGGGGAGUGGCGCCAUCAAAUGGGGGUGUUAGGGGAGUUUAAGAGGGGAGUUGACGUGGCACACGGGGAUUGGUUUGGCGUAAGAGAGUGCACUCACCUAUUAGGUGUGCACCCCCUUCACCCUAAGAGAUUUUAGUACUACUGUGUUCAGGAGCAAAUUAUUUCCUUGCAGCGUUCAAAUUCGGAUGGGCCCACAACUUUGGAACGUCGCCAACGGCGAUAAUCGGACGUGGAGGACGCGACGCACCGGGGGCGGCACGGUGUUUGGUGCGGCGCCGGACCGGGACGGUGUGGGGACGUCCCCCAUACCGUGUAGCCUUAUAGUUGAUCAAUACCUCAUGAUGUUUUUAUUGUUCACGUGUAAUCAUGGUUAAGACAACAAGUAUUGUUAAGAAAGGUCAAAAUGUGUUAGUUGGUCAUCCGACCCAACCCAUUGACUUAUUUGGAUUGAGAUUUUAUAUGUAAUUUUUAGUUUUAGAUGUAUAUACACACAUUUUAACACGUAAUUUUUUUAAGUAGACAUGUUUUAACACCUUCUUCGACCCAUAUUUUGAAGUAGAUAUGAUUAAUUGCCAAGAUUUAUAGGUUUUGGCGGAAUCUGGUCGAAAUUACAGAUUUUGGGCAGAAUCAAUAGAUUGCCACUGAUUUUUGACCGAUUAAGACCGGAUUUGACCACUGUUGACCACCUAAGGAUUAUAUUCUGGCUUCUAUACAUAAAGAUCAUUUUGGAACAAUUUGUUUUCCUCGAUUUUUCCAACAAAGUGUAUAAACUACUGUUGCACCUUCCUUUCAACCGAAGGAUGGAGAUUGAAGCUGAUUACAUACGGAUAUUGUUGAUGACUUCUGCCAGAUACGACCCAUGGGUCGCACCAAAGGUGUAUGAAAAGAUGGGUCAAGUGUUCGGUGAUUCGGGGUUGGAAGAUUACUAUUUUACCCAUCCAUCAGGAAAGACAAGAGGUGGAUUGCUAUUUGAAGCUAGUGUGAUGUAAGAAGCCAUUUUUUUGUAUCAAGAGGCCAUUGCAGCACUAUUGGAGAUGGUGUGUCACCUGGGUUGAAGAUAUUAACCGAAAUAUAUUUUAUAUAUUUAGUAUAAUCUGUAUGAUAUUGUUUCCUUGUAUUUCUGGAAGUUUGUUAGCCUAGCUCUGUAUAUAUAUGUACUCUACU